This is a messenger RNA of Penicillium robsamsonii, 963 nucleotides long. RefSeq lists its product as uncharacterized. NCBI's taxonomy places the organism in Eukaryota, Fungi, Ascomycota, Eurotiomycetes, Eurotiales, Aspergillaceae. Bases 1 to 963 code for a protein of 320 amino acids. The transcript is spliced from 2 exons. The record is from RefSeq and is a predicted model, not a curated record.
AUGGCAGCUAACCCAAACUACAAGCUCUCACAAGAGCAAAUUGAUCAUUUCAUGAGAUAUGGGUACGUGCGUCUACCGGAGUGUUUCUCCCGGGAGAAAGCAAACGAGUGGGCAGGGGAUGUGUGGACUAGACUCAAUAUGUCGCCAACGGAUAAGUCAACAUGGACUACCGAAAUUACCCACAUGGGAGACACCAAGGAAGAGCCGGUCAGGACCUUCGCCCCUAAGGCAUGGGCAGCCAUCUGUGAGCUUCUCGGGGGCGAAGACCGUGUGGCACCGGAAUCGGCCACUUGGAGCGACGCAUUGAUCGUAAAUCUCGGCUCCCCCGAGAGCGAGGGUACUUGGCCCCAUCCUGCUGAUCUGCCGGGAUGGCAUGUGGAUGGCGACUUCUUUACCCAUUUUCUUGAUUCGCCCGAACAGGGCCUGCUCGUUAUACCACUGUUUACCGAUAUCCAGGAUCGUGCCGGUGGCACUAUGAUCUGCCCGGAGGCAAUGAAUUAUGUUGCCCAGCAUCUGUACAAUCAUCCCGAGGGCGUGACACCACAUAUGUAUCCCCGUGGCCAACAGCCUAUUGGAAGCCCCACGAGAACGCCCUUUUUCUCUGAUAUUGUGAAGAAUUGCAGCGAAUUCCACCAGAUGACUGGUAAAGUGGGCGAUGUGGUUCUUCUCCAUCCUUUGAUGUGUCACUCGAUUUCUGUCAACAGCUCGAGACAUCCACGAGUUAUCACCAACCCACCAGUGUCCUUGAAACAGCCGUUCAAGUUUGACCGGGAUGAUCCCUCCAAAUACAGCCUCGUCGAGAAGAAGACACUAGAGAUGCUUGGCAAAGACAGGUUGUCUGGCUGGGAAAUUAAGGGGAGGCGAGAGUUCGUUCUUCCGGAGAGGCUGAGGGGAAACCGAUCGAGUGAGAGUCAGCUAGAAAGACUCGCGAACAUCACCGGACAAGCCAUGCCAGCCGCCUGA